Molecule: messenger RNA, 5226 nt
Organism: Rattus norvegicus (Norway rat)
Lineage: Eukaryota; Metazoa; Chordata; Mammalia; Rodentia; Muridae
Gene: Ptpn1
Product: protein tyrosine phosphatase, non-receptor type 1
Biological process (GO): regulation of intracellular protein transport; IRE1-mediated unfolded protein response; negative regulation of vascular endothelial growth factor receptor signaling pathway
Cellular component (GO): sorting endosome; early endosome; cytoplasm
Molecular function (GO): protein tyrosine phosphatase activity; enzyme binding; protein kinase binding
Source: RefSeq, a predicted model, not a curated record
UUUUUUUUUUUUUUUUUUUUUUGAGUAAAGAGUUUAAAGUCAAGUGCCACCACAUCCGGUCAGGAUUUUCUUGAUACUGCGGAAAGACAGAAAACUAGCACAUGUCCCAUUGGUUCCUCCUGCCAGGGUAAAAAUCCCAUGGACUUUCCAAAGUUUCGGGAGAGCAGGGUGGGCAGCUGGGUGUUGACACUUGUCCAAAACUCGGUAGACUGAGGAAGGCAGAUCCGGAGCUGGAGGCUGGCCUGGGCUACGUAAGGAAUUCCAGGCCAGCUCGGGCUACCGAGUGAUUCACUGUCUAAAACAAACACUCUGCUUGCUGGGAUGUGGCCCGAUUGUGUCCUUGCAUGCAUGGAGCGCUGGUUUAUCUCCUCCCCCCCACCCGCCCCCCGCAAUGCAUGUCUGUGAUUCCAAGAUGUGGGAGGUGGAGGCAGGAAGAUCAUCCUUUGCCUGACGGCAAAUAAGAGGUUAUCUUUGGCCUGACAGCAAGUGGGAGGCCAGCCUGGAAUAGCGUGACCCUGAGUUAAAAAUAAAGAGCGGAGCCCGAAGUGAUGGGACACACCUUUAAUCUCAGAACUCGGAAAAGAGGCAGCCGGAUUUAUGAGUUCGAGGCUGGUAUUGGUCUGCAGAGCAAGUUUGAGGACAUCGGGCUACGAAGAGAAACCCUGUCUCGAAAAACCAAGUCAAAAGAAGUAAAUGAAUAAAUAAAAGAAAAACAGAUAGAACGGGACAGGAAACGCCGCUCCCACUCAACCGCCCAGUUCGAGGCCACGCCCUCGACGCCUGACUCAAACGGCUGGCUCGGGGCUCGAAAUCAAGAUACGCCCCCAGCCCCGCCUUGGCCCACGCGUCCUAGGCGCGCCGCCGGGGGUCGCUUGGGCAACGGGCGCGCGCCGGCCGGAGUGGGGAACCCGGGAAGCCGCACGCGGCGCGCGCAGCAGGUCACCUCCUCCGGCUCAGGCCUUUUCCACUAAGCCCCUCCCCCGCCCCGCCCCCGCGGAAGUGCCGGCAAGCCUCUUCGCUUUCUGACUGGUCCUCCGGUGCAGAGGGCGGAGCUCGCGGUGAGGCGGGGGUGCGUACUUCCGGCUGCCGGCUUGACAUGCAGAAGCCGCUGCUGGGGAGGUUGGGGCUGAGGUGGUGGCGGGCGACGGGCCUCGAGACGCGGAGCGACGCGGCCUAGCGCGGCGGACGGCCGAGGGAACUCGGGCAGUCGUCCCGUCCCGCCAUGGAAAUGGAGAAGGAAUUCGAGCAGAUCGAUAAGGCUGGGAACUGGGCGGCUAUUUACCAGGAUAUUCGACAUGAAGCCAGUGACUUCCCAUGCAGAAUAGCGAAACUUCCUAAGAACAAAAACCGGAACAGGUACCGAGAUGUCAGCCCUUUUGACCACAGUCGGAUUAAAUUGCAUCAGGAAGAUAAUGACUAUAUCAAUGCCAGCUUGAUAAAAAUGGAGGAAGCCCAGAGGAGCUAUAUCCUCACCCAGGGCCCUUUACCAAACACGUGCGGGCACUUCUGGGAGAUGGUGUGGGAGCAGAAGAGCAGGGGCGUGGUCAUGCUCAACCGCAUCAUGGAGAAAGGCUCGUUAAAAUGUGCCCAGUAUUGGCCACAGAAAGAAGAAAAAGAGAUGGUCUUCGAUGACACCAAUUUGAAGCUGACACUGAUCUCUGAAGAUGUCAAGUCAUAUUACACAGUACGGCAGUUGGAGUUGGAGAACCUGGCUACCCAGGAGGCUCGAGAGAUCCUGCAUUUCCACUACACCACCUGGCCUGACUUUGGAGUCCCUGAGUCACCUGCCUCUUUCCUCAAUUUCCUAUUCAAAGUCCGAGAGUCAGGCUCACUCAGCCCAGAGCACGGCCCCAUUGUGGUCCACUGCAGUGCUGGCAUUGGCAGGUCAGGGACCUUCUGCCUGGCUGACACCUGCCUCUUACUGAUGGACAAGAGGAAAGACCCGUCCUCUGUGGACAUCAAGAAAGUGCUGUUGGAGAUGCGCAGGUUCCGCAUGGGGCUCAUCCAGACGGCCGACCAACUGCGCUUCUCCUACCUGGCUGUGAUCGAGGGUGCAAAGUUCAUCAUGGGCGACUCGUCAGUGCAGUGGAAGGAGCUUUCCCAUGAAGACCUGGAGCCUCCCCCUGAGCACGUGCCCCCACCUCCCCGGCCACCCAAACGCACAUUGGAGCCUCACAAUGGCAAGUGCAAGGAGCUCUUCUCCAACCACCAGUGGGUGAGCGAGGAGAGCUGUGAGGAUGAGGACAUCCUGGCCAGAGAGGAAAGCAGAGCCCCCUCAAUUGCUGUGCACAGCAUGAGCAGUAUGAGUCAAGACACUGAAGUUAGGAAACGGAUGGUGGGUGGAGGUCUUCAAAGUGCUCAGGCAUCUGUCCCCACUGAGGAAGAGCUGUCCCCAACCGAGGAGGAACAAAAGGCACACAGGCCAGUUCACUGGAAGCCCUUCCUGGUCAACGUGUGCAUGGCCACGGCCCUGGCGACUGGCGCGUACCUCUGUUACCGGGUAUGUUUUCACUGACAGACUGCUGUGAGGCAUGAGCGUGGUGGGCGCUGCCACUGCCCAGGUUAGGAUUUGGUCUGCGGCGUCUAACCUGGUGUAGAAGAAACAACAGCUUACAAGCCUGUGGUGGAACUGGAAGGGCCAGCCCCAGGAGGGGCAUCUGUGCACUGGGCUUUGAAGGAGCCCCUGGUCCCAAGAACAGAGUCUAAUCUCAGGGCCUUAACCUGUUCAGGAGAAGUAGAGGAAAUGCCAAAUACUCUUCUUGCUCUCACCUCACUCCUCCCCUUUCUCUGGUUCGUUUGUUUUUGGAAAAAAAAAAAAAGAAUUACAACACAUUGUUGUUUUUAACAUUUAUAAAGGCAGGUUUUUGUUAUUUUUAGAGAAAACAAAAGAUGCUAGGCACUGGUGAGAUUCUCUUGUGCCCUUUGGCAUGUGAUCAGAUUCACGAUUUACGUUUAUUUCCGGGGGAGGGUCCCACCUGUCAGGACUGUAAAGUUCCUGCUGGCUUGGUCAGCCCCCCCACCCCCCCACCCCGAGCUUGCAGGUGCCCUGCUGUGAGGAGAGCAGCAGCAGAGGCUGCCCCUGGACAGAAGCCCAGCUCUGCUUCCCUCAGGUGUCCCUGCGUUUCCAUCCUCCUUCUUUGUGACCGCCAUCUUGCAGAUGACCCAGUCCUCAGCACCCCACCCCUGCAGAUGGGUUUCUCCGAGGGCCUGCCUCAGGGUCAUCAGAGGUUGGCUGCCAGCUUAGAGCUGGGGCUUCCAUUUCAUUGGAAAGUCAUUACUAUUCUAUGUAGAAGCCACUCCACUGAGGUGUAAAGCAAGACUCAUAAAGGAGGAGCCUUGGUGUCAUGGAAGUCACUCCGCGCGCAGGACCUGUAACAACCUCUGAAACACUCAGUCCUGCUGCAGUGACGUCCUUGAAGGCAUCAGACAGAUGAUUUGCAGACUGCCAAGACUUGUCCUGAGCCGUGAUUUUUAGAGUCUGGACUCAUGAAACACCGCCGAGCGCUUACUGUGCAGCCUCUGAUGCUGGUUGGCUGAGGCUGCGGGGAGGUGGACACUGUGGGUGCAUCCAGUGCAGUUGCUUUUGUGCAGUUGGGUCCAGCAGCACAGCCCGCACUCCAGCCUCAGCUGCAGGCCACAGUGGCCAUGGAGGCCCGCAGAGCGAGCUGGGGUGGAUGCUUGUUCACUUGGAGCAGCCUUCCCAGGACGUGCAGCUCCCUUCCUGCUUUGUCCUUCUGCUUCCUUCCCUGGAGUAGCAAGCCCACGAGCAAUCGUGAGGGGUGUGAGGGAGCUGCAGAGGCAUCAGAGUGGCCUGCAGCGGCGUGAGGCCCCUUCCCCUCCGACACCCCCCUCCAGAGGAGCCGCUCCACUGUUAUUUAUUCACUUUGCCCACAGACACCCCUGAGUGAGCACACCCUGAAACUGACCGUGUAAGGUGUCAGCCUGCACCCAGGACCGUCAGGUGCAGCACCGGGUCAGUCCUAGGGUUGAGGUAGGACUGACACAGCCACUGUGUGGCUGGUGCUGGGGCAGGGGCAGGAGCUGAGGGUCUUAGAAGCAAUCUUCAGGAACAGACAACAGUGGUGACAUGUAAAGUCCCUGUGGCUACUGAUGACAUGUGUAGGAUGAAGGCUGGCCUUUCUCCCAUGACUUUCUAGAUCCCGUUCCCCGUCUGCUUUCCCUGUGAGUUAGAAAACACACAGGCUCCUGUCCUGGUGGUGCCGUGUGCUUGACAUGGGAAACUUAGAUGCCUGCUCACUGGCGGGCACCUCGGCAUCGCCACCACUCAGAGUGAGAGCAGUGCUGUCCAGUGCCGAGGCCGCCUGACUCCCGGCAGGACUCUUCAGGCUCUGGCCUGCCCCAGCACACCCCGCUGGAUCUCAGACAUUCCACACCCACACCUCAUUCCCUGGACACUUGGGCAAGCAGGGCCCGCCCUUCCACCUCUGGGGUCAGCCCCUCCAUUCCGAGUUCACACUGCUCUGGAGCAGGCCAGGACCGGAAGCAAGGCAGCUGGUGAGGAGCACCCUCCUGGGAACAGUGUAGGUGACAGUCCUGAGAGUCAGCUUGCUAGCGCUGCUGGCACCAGUCACCUUGCUCAGAAGUGUGUGGCUCUUGAGGCUGAAGAGACUGAUGAUGGUGCUCAUGACUCUUCUGUGAGGGGAACUUGACCUUCACAUUGGGUGGCUUUUUUUAAAAUAAGCGAAGGCAGCUGGAACUCCAGUCUGCCUCUUGCCAGCACUUCACAUUUUGCCUUUCACCCAGAGAAGCCAGCACAGAGCCACUGGGGAAGGCGAUGGCCUUGCCUGCACAGGCUGAGGAGAUGGCUCAGCCGGCGUCCAGGCUGUGUCUGGAGCAGGGGGUGCACAGCAGCCUCACAGGUGGGGGCCUGAGAGCAGGCGCUGCCCUGUCCCCUGCCCCGCUGGAGGCAGCAAAGCUGCUGCAUGCCUUAAGUCAAUACUUACUCAGCAGGGCGCUCUCGUUCUCUCUCUCUCUCUCUCUCUCUCUCUCUCUCUCUCUCUCUCUCUCUCUAAAUGGCCAUAGAAUAAACCAUUUUUACAAAAAUAAAAGCCAACAACAAAGUGCUCUGGAAUAGCACCUUUGCAGGUGCGGGGGGUGUCUCAGGGUCUUCUGUGACCUCACCGAACUGUCCGACUGCACCGUUUCCAACUUGUGUCUCACUAAUGGGUCUGCAUUAGUUGCAACAAUAAAUGUUUUUAAAGAACA